Molecule: messenger RNA, 1447 nt
Organism: Juglans regia (Persian walnut)
Lineage: Eukaryota; Viridiplantae; Streptophyta; Magnoliopsida; Fagales; Juglandaceae
Exons: 5
Coding region: 56-1264 (402 amino acids)
Source: RefSeq, a predicted model, not a curated record
CUAAUUUCUCAAAUUGUCGCACUGUAAAAUACAUUUGAGACGGAGAGAGACUGCAAUGGCUGACAACCUCUUCGAAGGCUUGCCUCCUCCUUCCCAGCAAAAACAAGAACAACUACAACAAGAAGAACAACACCGAUGCUCUACAACCGCUACUAUAGCCUGCGACUCUUCUCUUUCCUCUCCUCUUCCGGCUUCGAAUCCAAUUCUCAAAAGCGCCCUUAAGCGGCCCGAACCCACAGAAUCAAACCCUGAAGCCGCUGCCCCUAAAAAACGCUUGAGGUUUAAAACCACAACAGAUGCUUCGGAGAAGCAAAUUAUAGAGGCCAUGCAGAAGCUAGCUUCUCAUAUCAGGAACCCUGCCAAGUUUGGUAAGGCUUCAAAGCUGGCCAUACAGCUGAUUCAGGCGGGAAGUGUGAAGCCAGGGACUAGUGGUCAUUUCUUUGCCAUACUAGAAGCUGCAAUGUCUUUGUCCACUUCUUGUAUUGAUCCUUCAGUGCGAGCAGAUUAUCAUGCAUUGUUCUCAGCAGCACAAGAUGCCACAGAAUGCCUGAAUAAGAAGCAAAAGAAUCAGUUAACCACAUGGGUGAUACGGGCAGUGGAUGCAAAUGAUUUAAACACUGAUGACAGCUUUGUGUUUUCAAAAACAGCUGGACGGAUCAAAGAAGCGAUAUCUAAUCUCCCAGUUGCAACCGAGAUUGAUGACACCGAUGAAGCGGCAGCCCUGGAAGACGAAAUGGAAUUGACAAAUGGAGAUGGUCAAAUAAAACAGGACAUGUCUUUUGUUGCUCCAGCUGAAGAAAAUGAAGAGGAGUCUGACCCUUUCGGGCUUGAUGCUUUCAUGCAUAGUUCAGUUAAUAAAGGUGAAAAAACAAAGGGAAAGAAAGAUGCAGCAGCCAGGAUCAAAGAGGAAUUAGAAGAGAAUAAGAGAUUUGUCAAGUCACAAAGGGAAGCCUUGAUUGCAUGUUUAGAGAUUGCCGCUCGGCGUUAUAAAACUCCAUGGUGCCAAACAGUUAUAGACAUCUUAGUAAAGCACGCCUUUGAUAACGUAUCAAGGUUCACAUUCCGACAAAGGAAUGCCAUUGAGAAACUAUGGGCUUCUAUACGGGAACAGCAAGCUCGUCGGAAGCAAGGAAGGUCAGUUACCGGGAAACUCGACGUGAAUGGCUUCGAGUGGCUGCAGCAAAAAUAUGCUAGUGAAAAGAUUAGCAUUCGCCAUUCUGUUGGAGGUAGUGGAGAUCGCCGUGCUCAGCAGUGGCUUGGUUGAGAGUCAACUUGUUCUUUUACUGAAGUGUUGCAUCAUGUAUCAUGCCAAAUCCUUGCCAACCAGCCCUUAAACCAAAAAUUAAUUUAAAAGCAAAAACGAAAAAAAAGAUAAGGAAACCUCUUAGCUGUCUAUUAUGUGAACUCUCAAUUACAGCUUUAACACGUGAAGUUUGUGCUUUCGUGA